GUGAUUGGAGAAGUGUCAAAAGAAAACUGCGCUGAACAAAAUUCAGAUAUGUCGGCUUCUUUACAAGAAAUGAGCAAUGAAGAUAUGUAUUAUUAUUAUUAUUAUUAUUAUUAUUAUUAUUAUUAUUAUUAUUAUUAUUAUUAUUAUUAUUAUUAUUAUUUCGAUGUUUCCAGUGCUGAAAAAGGUUACACAAGUCUACAGAUCUGAAGAGACUAAAUGUAUGUGUACUAUAUAGUAUUUAAAUAUCUAUCAUGCACUUUAAACAUUAAUAUAUGUGAUUUAAAGAAAAAAAGAAAACCUGAAAAAGAUCUGGGUACCCGGGUAUUUUUCACGGCAGGUACCCGGUUCCGGAUGUUCUACUGUGCCGACCUCUAAUACAUACAUACAUACAUACAUACAUACAUACAUACAUACAUACAUACAUACAUACAUACAUAAGAAAGUUUACAAACGAGAGGAGGCCAUUCAGCCCAUCUUGCUCGUUUGGUUGUUAGUAGCUUAAUGAUACAUACAUACAUACACAUACAUACAUACAUACAUACAUACAUACAAAGAUCAUAAUUACAGGGGAGUAAAAAUGUAAUUAGAACAAACAAACAUAUUUUCUUUGAUGAAAUCCGUGCUCAAUGUAUUUUACCUUUUAUUUGCUCUAUUAAAUAUUGAAGACAUCUUAUACCAAGAAAAUAACACACACAGGACACGUCAAAAAUAUAGAAUGACAUACAAAAUCAACCAAAAGAAAAAUCUAAAACAUUAGUGUAAUUUCCAUUAUAAAACAUAGUACACUGCCAAAAUAAUGCAUAUACAAUUAUCCUUUAGAAAAAUAACUAUUAAAAUAUAAUUGGUUUUGAAAUUCACUUUAUUUAAAUGGGCUUCGAUCAGAUUGCUACAUGAUGCUAAUGGUUAUACAUCGUUUUAAGAAAUAGCAGGAAAUCUAAAUAACUGGCAUUUAGAAAGACUAUCACAUAACUGUGAAGUUUGUAAUCUGUUCUUCUAAAUAUUAUUUCCAUUUAGAUAUUACAUUUCCUAAAUAUCACAUCGAUCACACCAAACGCAAAAUAAACAGCACGGUAUUUAUCCUAACAAAGGUUUAAAAGUUGUAAUAUCAUUGAUAUGUUAUAUGUCCUGUUCAAAACUCAAAUAAAAUAUUCAUGACACUGAGACCUACCAGAUUAUUGAUCAUGACAUCUGUUAAAACAAUGACGCUUGCUUUCUUUCUUUCUUUCUUUCUUUCUUUCUUUCUUUCUUUCUUUCUUUCUGUCUUUCUGUCUAUUAUGCUAGGUACAGUAGUCUAACUGGUGAAAUUCUCGCAUUUAUACUAUUAAUCUAAUUGGCUAGCUGCUGUUUCUGAGCUGACGGGAAGUUCACUGGAUCUCUCCCUGGCCUCCAGAGAGCAAUCAUUUCUAGGGAAGGUUAUUUCUAUUGGCCAAUGCGCGAUCAGCUGGUUACUUUUACCGCUGUGGCGUUUGGCUCCUAGCCAUCUAGAAACAAACCAGCUGGAGGAAUACUAAUAGUUAUAGCCAGAUGUACAAACACACAACAAAUCGCAAUAGUUCAGUUUGUGGAGCAAAUGAGUUCGUACUUUGUGAACACUGCUUUCCCCACUGCCCUGACCAGCAGUCAGGACUCUUUUCUCGGUCAAAUCCCCGUGUACACAUCUGGGUAUGAAGCUCUAAGACACUUUCCAGCGUCCUGUGGAACCUCUACGAUCCAAGACAAGACUUAUCCAUCACCUUGUUUUUAUCAGCAAUCAAAUACAGUACUUGAUACAAGAGUGCCCUGUGAUUACGGGCCAUCCUGUUUUCAUCCAGAGAGGGACCCACCUAACGCCUUUCCUGCAGGCAGUGCCGGCGAGCAGAGGACACAUAGCGAGUACAUGCCGUUCAACGCUGAGCAACAAUCCGAACCAGAGUAUGCACAAAACAAAGUCUUGAAGGGUGAACCACCCAACCGGAAGUACCCGGGUUCAGCUUAUCCAUGGAUGAUGAAUUGCAAUGGUUCAAUAUAUGGAUCACAUGGGAAACGUGGACGACAGACCUACACCAGAUACCAAACUCUAGAAUUGGAAAAAGAGUUUCAUUUUAACAGAUACUUGACCAGACGUCGACGAAUUGAAAUUGCAAACGCACUUUGUCUUACGGAAAGGCAAAUUAAAAUAUGGUUUCAAAAUCGACGCAUGAAAUGGAAAAAGGAAAACAAUUUGCUCGGGAGUACACAGUCAGACUGUGAAAAAACAACAUCAAAGGAGUAGUGU
Molecule: messenger RNA, 2254 nt
Organism: Acipenser ruthenus (sterlet)
Lineage: Eukaryota; Metazoa; Chordata; Actinopteri; Acipenseriformes; Acipenseridae
Product: homeobox protein Hox-A6-like
Exons: 2
Coding region: 1571-2251 (226 amino acids)
Biological process (GO): anterior/posterior pattern specification; regulation of transcription by RNA polymerase II
Cellular component (GO): nucleus
Molecular function (GO): RNA polymerase II cis-regulatory region sequence-specific DNA binding; DNA-binding transcription factor activity, RNA polymerase II-specific
Source: RefSeq, a predicted model, not a curated record